AUGGCCUCGUCGCGGUUCUCCUUCCUAGCUGCGUCGCUCGCGGUUCUGCUCCUCGCCACGGCGAGCUGCGCGUUCGCGGCUCGACGCGUCGCCCCCCCUAAGGCCGCCGCAUGCGCCAAAUCGACUCUGUCUCCGUACUCCAAGUCUGUCAAGCUCACACCUGACGGCCUGUUUCUCCUGCACUGGAACCUCACCAAGACGAACGACGGAAUCAUCGCUGCGAUUGAGGCGAAGAAGGGCAGCGGCGCCGAGGCGGGCUGGAUGUCCAUUGGCUGGACGAAGACAGCUACCAAAAUGGUUCCCUCCGACGUGGUGGUGGGGAAUUUGGCUGCAGCCGCGCCGAACAAUGUGGUGGCUUACACGAUGACGAGCAAGGUCUACCCGACCGGGAUGCAAACGACAACUGCCGCCGCCGUGGCUCUCUCGGCGACAUCUGUGGAAACCACCGCUGCUGGUGGCACGAUUGUCAAGUUCACUCGCAAAGGCAAGGGCAUUAAGGCGCCGAUCGCAAACUACAAAGCGGGCGUCAAGAACAUGAUCUGGGCCUUCUCGGACACCCAGGAUUUCACCACGGGUUACCACAUGCAGAGGGGGAGCAUCGCUGUCAACUUCGGAUGCUAG
Molecule: messenger RNA, 621 nt
Organism: Closterium sp. Yama58-4
Lineage: Eukaryota; Viridiplantae; Streptophyta; Zygnematophyceae; Desmidiales; Closteriaceae
Source: the annotation of a GenBank genome assembly